This is a messenger RNA of Insectozyma verbasci, 1929 nucleotides long. Lineage: Eukaryota; Fungi; Ascomycota; Pichiomycetes; Serinales; Debaryomycetaceae. The record is from the annotation of a GenBank genome assembly.
AUGAAUAAUAGAAUAAAAUCCCUAAAUUCAAUUUUACAAAUUAACAAAUUUUAUUAUAAAAAGUUUAUUAUUAUUAUAGUAACUAUUCUAUUAAUCUUAUUUACAAGUUCAAUUUAUAAAACUUCAUUUGUAUCAUUAACAUUAUCGCAGACGUCAAUAGAUUAUGAUAAUGUCAAAAAUAAUAAUGUAAAUAUAGAUAUCAAGACAGUGGAUAAAUUAAAUGAUAUACUAAAUUAUCAAAAUAAUUUGCAGCAAUUAUCAGAGAACAAAAUCAUAACAGAUAUUAGAAUUGUGAAGUGUAAUGAUUAUGAGAGUCAAGGUUUUUUAAGAAAACUACUAUUUCCAUCAACAUUUUCUUUAUCAUGUCAAAAAUUGAUACCCAAUGAUUAUACCCAAUUGAAACCACAAUUGAAUUACAAUCAAUACUUUAGGUAUUCAAUCGAACAAAACUCAUUUCACGCUAAAGGUAACUUCAACAUCUUAAAAUACCUAUCAAAUACAUUUUUCAACUCCAACAACGAUUAUUACAUAAUUUAUAAAUCAGACUAUGUCCAACAUUCUAAAAAGAUCAUUGGUGAUAUAAGUCUAGAAAAAAGUGAUGAUUCAUAUGAGUUAAUCAACUUACAACUCUACAAAAAUAAAAUUUUGACCGACCCAAAUGAAUUUCCAACAACUUUUAAUUAUAAAUUGUAUAUCAAAUCAGUCAAUUUAGAUCCAAAUGGCAAUAAUGAUGAAUUAUUAUCACAUUCACCUAUUUUACGCUCUAUUAAUGUCUUAUUUGGUGAAUCAGACUUAAAUGAUGCAAGAAAAUAUCACAAAACAAUAGAUUUAAAAACUCAAGAUAAUGAUCAAAUACAUCCAAUUUUAUCAUUAAAUUUCAUGAAUAUUCAAAAUGAGAAAAUUUUCAAACAAUUAACUAAAGAGAAUUAUUUAACUAAACAAGAUCAUUUAAUUUCAUUAAAUCCUAUUACUUCACAAAACAAGUUUAAAAUUUUACAAUUAACUGAUUUACAUUUUGGUCAAAAUUUAGGCAACUGUAAUUAUGAAAGUAACGGAAAUGUUCAAUGUUCAUCAGAUUUAAAAACUUUAAAAUUCAUUGAGUCAUCUAUUGAAUUAGAAAAUCCAAAUUUAAUAAUUCUAAAUGGUGAUUUAUUUGAUUUAAAUAGAGUUAUUGAUUUUAAAUCAGUAAUAUUGAAAAUUUUGCAACCAAUUUUGCAAAGGAAUAAAUUUUUUAUAAUUACAUUUGGUGAUGAAUUUAAUCAAAUUCCAGAUAGGAGAAAAUCAAUUUAUAAAAAAACCAUAAUUGAAUUUGUUUCAACAUUACCCAAUUGUUUAAAUUAUGUUAAGGAUUUAAAUCUUCAUGGGUUUACAAACUAUAAUUAUCAAAUUCAAAUGAAUGAUAUACAUACCAAAAUUUCAAUCCUUGAUUCUCAGUCACAAUUCAUUGAUGAAUCGCAAAUCACGUUCUUAUAUCGUGAGAACAAUAAUAAUAACGUCCAAAAUCAUUUUAAAUUAUUAUUUUUUCAUAAUCCAAUUCCACAAUUCAGACCAAUUGGGAAAUUUAAAAUUAUUGGUUCAUAUAAUGAAAAACAUUUAUUAAAUUCAAAAAUAAAUGAAAAAUUUCAUGAUGAUUUAAUUAAUUUAAAUUAUAAUGUUUUGAGUGUUGGCCAUGAACAUGAAAAUGAUGCUUGUAUAUUACUGGAAAAGAAUAACAAUGAUGAUGAAAAAAACAAUGAAAAAAAGGAAUCUAUUUGGUUAUGUUAUAAUAGUAUUACUGGAGAUUCAGGAAUAACUAAAAUUGAUAAAAAUUUUAUUAGAAAAGUUCGAAUUUUUGAAAUUGAUUAUAAUUCAAAGAAAUUAUUAAGUUGGAAAAGGAAUGAAAAUGAUUUACAGGUUUUUGAUUAUCAAUUAAUUCAUCAAAUGGUAUAA